This is a messenger RNA of Amphiprion ocellaris (clown anemonefish), 2051 nucleotides long. It is a transcript of the gene pacc1, whose product is annotated as proton activated chloride channel 1. The record is from RefSeq and is a predicted model, not a curated record. NCBI's taxonomy places the organism in Eukaryota, Metazoa, Chordata, Actinopteri, Pomacentridae. The coding region runs from base 217 to 1281 and encodes 354 amino acids. The transcript is spliced from 8 exons.
GAUUGAGUCACGGCCUGAAGGUGGCUGAUUGUUGUGGGAAGGACUUCCAUUGAGGUGGAGAAGAUCCGAGUGACGGUGUGGAACUGAAACCUGAGGAAUAAUCCUGCUUUAGGAGAAUGAAACUUCUUUAAAAAUGCACUUUUUACUCAUUAAAACCAGUCUUCUAACGUCGCACAGAUAAUCUGAAGCGCAGAAACAGAGUUGAUUUGUGGUAAAAUGCUCCGGAAAGACAGAGCUCGAUCCUACAAGGAGUUCAAUGAUGAAGAGGAUGACGAUGAAGGUAACACUCAGUCUCAUGGCUUUUUCGACGACGGCACUGAAGACUUGGACCAUGAGGAGCCCAACGGCAGCAUCUCACAAGAUGACGACAUCACGGGCAACAGUUCAUCCAGGAGGUUCAGUAAAACCUGCCUGAAGAACGUCUUUACUGUGGUUCUCAUCUUCGUGUACCUGCUGCUUACGGCGGUGGCGGUGUUUCUCGCCUACCAAACCAUCUCCGACUUUCUGGUGAAGCUCAAGCAGCCGGUCAUGUCUGUCACCUACAAAGAAGUCGACUCAUUUUCACCCCCAGGUAUCGCUCUUUAUCCCGGCAAAGCUCAGCUGCUGAGCUGCAAACAUCACUACCACGACUACAUCCCGCCUUUAGUGGACCCUGGCACACCUCAGGAAAUAGACUGUGAGGUUACACGAGUGACUUACAUCGGACCGUUCACAAAUCAAACAGGGAAAACAGCUCUGGUGUUCCGUGGCCCGUCUGAUGUCAGAAACAAAGAGCUGAUCUUCAUGCAGUUCAGUCACAAUGAAACAGAGGAGGACUUCAGCGCCAUCACUUACAUGCUUUUUGCAAAGUAUAGCGACUUGAUUACGAGUACAAACAAAUCAGAGUUUAUGAGGGACUGUGAGAGGAAUUAUUCCACAUGGACCUUCUCUGGUGGAUUCAGAACUUGGGUCAAGAUGUCUCUAGUGAGGACUUCUGGGAAACACAAUGAGGCUAUGGAGUUUCGCCAAGAGUCCGCUGUGGUGAAAUUCAACGACAAGCGACCGGAACAAGAGCAGACCAACCAGCUCUUCUUUGCCGUUUUCGAAUGGCGAGAUCCUUACAUGCAAGAAAUCAGACUGAUAGUCACUGCGAAUCCCUGGAGCGCCAUGGCCAUCCUCUGCGGCGUCUUCAUGGCUCUUUUCAAAGCUGCUAAUUUUGCCAAACUCACCAUUCAGUGGAUCAUCAGGAUGCGUAAGAGACAUCUGAAGAAUAAAGCACGAGAACUGAACCAAGUGAGCUGAAACACUUUGUAGAGAAGCACUGGUGACACAUUCUGACAAAAUCCACAUUAUCUCACUCUUCUUAGUCUUUAUUUUUACACAGUUGCAUUUGUUGAGGUCACUAACUUGCAUCAUUUUCUAAUAACUGGUGAGAAAUUUAAGCACUGAAGCAUUUUAUCCGCAAGAUUUUCCAUUUUAUUGAUGGUGUUGUCUCCAUUUUCACGUUUUAACAAACAGAAAUGACUGGAUUUUACUGCUAAUUUAAUCAUUUCAUAAAGAGAUAUUCAGUGAAUUUUUAUUGUUGUUGCUGCUGCAUUUCAAAAUAAGACGUGUUUCAUAAAUAUUUUCUGAAACAUUCCAGGGAAACAAAUGUUGCUGAAGGGUGAGACGCAGUUAAAGCUUAUUUUUGAAAACAUGUUUCGGGUAUAAAACUGAGAAAAUGUGAACUUUGGUAAAAAUGUUGCAGGAUUUUGGAGUGGUUCUCAAAGGGAUAAUGCUACUUUAAAGGGAAUAUUACACAACAUUGUGUCUGUAUGUAGCGUUUUAUAACACAAAUUGCCAUUCCGAAUUACAAUUACCUUGAUAACUCCUAAGAGAUUAAGAGCUGUUUUUAUAGCAUAUUUGCUCAAUCCAUUUUUCCAGAACUUUCUCUGAUUUCAUGUAAUUCCAACAUAAUGUGUUGUAAAGAACUGUAUUUACUUGAGCUGUGAAUGUGUCUUGGUCAAUAUUAUAUCACAUACGUCAUGUUUUUAGAGAUGUUCAGAAAAUAAACAUAUUUUUAUGCCUGAAAA